Corapipo altera (White-ruffed manakin) is the source of this 2188-nucleotide messenger RNA. RefSeq names its product proton-coupled folate transporter-like. NCBI's taxonomy places the organism in Eukaryota, Metazoa, Chordata, Aves, Passeriformes, Pipridae. The record is from RefSeq and is a predicted model, not a curated record. The transcript has 4 exons. Gene Ontology annotation, cellular component: plasma membrane. Gene Ontology annotation, biological process: transmembrane transport. The annotation marks the transcript as partial. Gene Ontology annotation, molecular function: transmembrane transporter activity.
CGGACGUUCCGGGUGGCCAUCCUCGAGGCGUGCCUGGGCAUCGCGGGCAUGCUGGCCAGCAUCGGUGGUGGCCAGUGGCGCAAGGCCCAGGGCUACAUCAACCCCUUCUGGCUGGCCUUUGCUGCCUCUCUUGCUGCCACUCUCUAUGCUGCUUUCUGCCUUCGGGAGUCAGUGAAGCAGAGGAGACCGGCCAGGCUGUUCACGCUCAGCCAUUACAAGGCUGUGUACAGGCUGUACAUGGCCCCAGAGCACCCGAGCUCCAGGUGGAAGCUUGCUCUUUACUCUCUGGCUUUUUUCCUUCUUGUCACAGUGCAUUUUGGAGCCAAGGACCUCUUUGUUUUGUAUGAGCUUGGCUUUCCUCUCUGCUGGGCUUCUGACCUCAUCGGGUACGGCUCCGCCGCCAACUACCUGGCUUACCUGAGCAGCCUGGGAGGGCUGCGGCUGCUGCAGCUCUGCCUUGAAGACAGCUGGGUGGCAGAGAUAGCACUGAUCUCAAACAUUGCCGGACUGGUUGUGAUUUCUCUCGCUACCACAACAGCACUGAUGUUUACAGGUUAUGGGGUUCUGUUCCUUUCCAUGGCAGCUACUCCAGUCAUCAGAUCCAAGCUCUCCAAGCUGGUCAGCGAGACGGAACAGGGUGCUCUCUUUGCUUCUGUUGCCUGCGUGCAAGGGCUGUGUUCCCUCGUGGCUACAGGAGUGUUCAACUCUCUCUACCCUGUGACCUUGCACUUCAUGAGAGGAUUCCCAUUUCUCUUCGGGGCUAUAAUCCUUCUUAUUCCGGCAGCUAUCAUUGGGUGGAUUCAAAUCUGGGACUCAAAACAUGACUACAAUCACUUCCAAGAUCCCCCAUCCCCUGCAAAAGACUGAUCAGCAACUUAGCAACAAGGAAUUGGCCAGCACAGCAGUGUCCACCUGAAGACUGCUCUUUACUCUUCCCUCAAAGGACAGAUUAGUGUGGGAGGGACACCCUCCUUGCCCCUACUAACUUUUAAAUGCCAGGCAGUUGGAAAUCAUGGCUCUGACUACAGGAGGAACCUGAUUUGCAGAUGUGAAUGCCUCCUCAACAUUUGUUGGCUCAUCUAUGAGAGAAAACCCAAGAGACCCAAAAACCAACCAAGCUGUUGUGGGCCAUUUGCAAGGCUGGUUAGUGGUUUGGGGUUUGGAGAAGGCACCGUGACAUGCUUUUAAGGGGGAGAGAGGACUGAGUUCUGGUUUAAUUGCCAAACACAUUCCCCUCUGAGUACUGCAGUGUGUAGCAGAUGAGCUUUUGGUGUGGGUGAGGCAUGGACUGAAGCCUGCAGAGCCAGACUGAAGCAGAGGUACAAUAGUGUACUGCUGAGGAGGAAGAUCCAUGAUCUGGAUCAGCAUGUUGCCUGUAAAAAUCCUACAAGUGUCACAUGCCAGACCAAGCUCCCAUAGAAAUCCUUGUGGAGAGGGCUAGUUUAGCACAAAACUGCUACUGCUGUCCUUAUUGACUGAACCAGCUUCAGUUUUGCAAGUUAAAGGUGUCCUAGGAAGAGGAUCUAACUCAUGAAGUGUUUGUAGGAGAGCCAGUUGCAUGUCCUGCCUGUUUGCAGCUCAGCUCAGGAUCUCAAAGGUGCUUUUAAAAAGUAACAGACUGUCUGAGAAUACUACAGUGCAAAUAGAAUAUAUCCUGAGUUGGAAGGAGCCCACAAGGAUCAUCAAAGCAACUCCUGUCAGUGCCUUAAUUGACAGUUGCCAAAAUUGUUGAAUUUAAGGCUAAAAUUGCCAAACUGGACCCCCCUAAGUGAAGCCCCUUACACUGUAGGUGUGCCCUAGUGUCUUGGGAAAUCACUGCUGUGCUUAUGGCAGAGUCCUUCCUCACCAAUACACUGUGCUGUAGUGAUGAGCUGGUGUGGGACUAGUGUCUUUAAGGUUAAUUUUUUGUUGUUGUAUGGGGCACAACUUUAUGUUGGUGACCUCAGUUCUGCUGCCUCUCUCAGGAUCUGUUGAUGCCAGCAAGCAAAUCUCAUGUUCAUGGUGCUUACAAUUGUUCCUUUCAAAGCAUUGCCUGUAUUGCCACAAUCCUGUUUUCUUCCAAGUGCCAUAAACCAGCAGUUCUGUGUACACUGCACUGUGCACGCUGUUCAAGUACCUGCAAUAAUGUCAUUAUUAUUACUUUCAAAAUGAAUAAAACCUCCAUUCUCUUUUAUGGCUCAUAAAAUGA